AUGCUGACUGCUUUAAAGAACGCGAAGAAAAGCAAAGAAAACGCCGAUGGGUCUUCAAACGAUGAUCAGCGGGAAACAAGUGACAGCCCCGACUCGCCGCCUAAAAGCACAUCACGUAAACUUCCUUUGCACGAGUGUCUAAUUUUAGAAUUGAAAGAAGCAGGAUUUUUUGAAUCAUCAGACUAUCUGCGGGACCUCGUAUACGACAACGUACAGAUUCUAGCCGAAGAUGAGAUUGGAAUUGUAAUAGAUAUAAGGGAAAGAGAAGACUAUUUGGAACACGUUAGUGCUGGCCUGCAAAGAGCUGAACGGGAGCGAGACAAAGCUGGAGACGUCCCAAGAAUAGCCGAAGCCGUUGUAGAGAUUGGUAUCAGUCAAUUAGCAAUGAAUAAUUUGAAUAAUGCACAAAAAUCUUUUGAGAAGGCGUAUAAGAUUUAUGCAAGCAACGACGACGUUAAUGGUCUAUGCGAAACGAAAAUGCAUCUAGCCGCCGUCAUGCAAAGAUUAAGCGAGAACGAGAGAGCGGCGAAGCUGCUGACAGAAAUGGGAGCUUUGGCUAUGGAGCAAGGUCUUUGUAAGCAGUUAGGCCGCGCUCUACAACUCCUCGGUGAGCUGCAUCUAAGGAGGGAGAGGCCGGACCUUGGCACGCAGCAUCUGGCAGAGGCGUUCAGCUGUUUCAUGGGAUACAUUGUGCACGGCGAAGAUAAGCCACAAAUUCCAGCUGUUGGACGUAAAGAUUUCGAGCCUGAUUUAGAUGUCAUAUACAAGAUUGAAAACACGAAAGUAUAUGUUGAAGAAGCUGAACAAUCUAGAAUUAUGAUGGCAAUUUCUGCAGGUCAAGAACUAAUGGCAUCAUAUUUUAAAUUAAUAGAAACGGCAAGUGCGUGUUUCGUAGCGAAAGUACAGCUGAUAGAAUGGAAGUUGGCGAAGUCUGGAUGGUGGAUAGAGAAAGAACACCAUCGUUUCAUUCCGUGCUUAUGUCCUGUCCACAAUCGGACACCUUUGGAUGUAUUAUGGCUUAGAAUGGCCCCAACUAAUGAUACAAAUGUCGUCGAGGAGGAAGAAAGCAACCCUGAAAAAGUCCCAUCGCUUAACAGGGAAGCUACUGUGGACGAUAUGAGGAAACUUAGAAGCAGUUUCGUCCAACAGAAA
Iphiclides podalirius (scarce swallowtail) is the source of this 1152-nucleotide messenger RNA. The record is from the annotation of a GenBank genome assembly. Lineage: Eukaryota; Metazoa; Arthropoda; Insecta; Lepidoptera; Papilionidae.